GUCUGCGUGCUGUGGGGCAAGGAUGUGUGUGUGGUGGGGUGCAGGAUGCUUGUGUUGUGGGACAGGGAGAUGAGCUUGCAGUGGGUGUGAUGUACGUGAGCAAUGGGAUGUGGAGAGUGGAUGCAGUGGGGCGAGGUGUGGGUGAAAAUGGGGCACAGAGGUGUGUGCAGUGGGGCAGUGUCCAGCUGCUGUGGGACACAGUAUACUCUUGCAGUAGGACAUGGUGAGUAUGCAACAGGGCACAGAGUUGCUUUCAUUUGGAUGUGCAUGAGGUGUGUGUGCAGUGGGACUGGAGGUGCACGUGCAAGAGAACAUGAAGUCCAUGUGCGAUGGGACACAGAGUUGCGUGCGUAAUGGGCUCUUUGCAUAACGGGGCAUGGAAUUGCAUGUGCAGUGAGUAUCAGGUGCCUACAGAAUGGGGCAGAAGGAUGUGCGUGCAGUGGGGCAUGGUGAUAAGCAUGCCAUGGGAAAUGGGGUACUCAUGCAGUGGGGCACAAUGUGUGCACACCAGGUGGAUACAGGCAGUGCAUCUGCAGUGGAACACACAAGGGGAAUAGAGGAACAUGGGUGAAAAAUGCAAGGCAGAGGGUUUUGUGCAUGCAGUGGGGUAGCGGGGAUGGACAGCCUGCAGAGAGGGGGAUGUAUGCGUGGCGAGGCAUAGGGGUGUGUGGGGCGGAUGUCCACAGGACUAGGUGAGACGACAAGCAUGCUGUGGAGCAUGGGGAACUGGCUUGGCGACGAAGAUGCGAAGGGGUACCCGAUGGCGUGGAGAGGGCAUUCCCUAGGGAGGGGGGCAGUGGCCGGGUUUGUCUGUGCCGGGGGUAGCCGUGGGGCAGCCGCGGGAGCUGUCCGCGGUGCUGACCUCUGUCCGCGGUGCUGACCGCCGAUCGGGAGAACUGACCGCGGUGCUGACCGCCGGCCGCGAGAGCUGUCCGCGGUGCCGACCGCCGGGCAGACUUGGGCUGUGGUUCCGGAGUCGGGGGUCCCGCGGCUACGACCACCGUCCUAAGGCAGAGAAACAACUGCUUUCCUCCUUCCGUGGGUGGGAAAUACCAAUCCAUCCUCCAGCAACCGUGUUCUGGCCAUGAUGCUGCAGGGUUAAAGACUGACCCUUCUGCCUGCAGCUGGUUCCCCCUGCCUUGCCUGGGCAAAUAAGCAGGAGGAACCACACUGGGACUGGAAAGCUCUGAGUACUUCCCCUCAUGCCACCUCCUUGAGUUGUGUUCAACAUCCUCUCCUCCCUGAGAUCCCUGACCAGAUCACUGUCUCCACGUGGGGAAAGGAGCUGUGGAGUGUCUUGGUGGUUCAUGGUGGGGAAGCUGGGAUUGUGUGCUUUUGCAUUGAGACAGUUAUUUUGUGUCUGGCUUCUGUUGGCUGUCAGUGAAGAGGAGGGGGAGCUGCUUUUGUUCCAGGCAAAGGAGCAGAUGCAUGUCACUGUACAGCCAGCUGGGGCUGCACACACGCAGCAAAAACACAUGUGCAUAUAAGCACAUGCACGUACUUCAGCCAGGCACACACUGUACAAAGCAGCCCUUCCUCUCAGCUAUCCCACUGCCCACUGGAUGAGUUCUCCUGUGUACAGUCCUGCUCCCAGUGCAUCCUCUGCUGCCAUCCCCGUUGCUGAGACUUGCUUGUUUGAGGUACAUGUUAUCCUUUGUGCAUCUCUGGGGAAUAAUGAAUGGGUCUCCCAAGCUGGAACUGGGGAAUUGUAUCUGUGGUAAGAUGACAUUACAGCUGCUAUCUGAAGACCAGGUCUCCCUUGUCUCUACUGUGCUGAGGAAGUGGUGGUGCCUGCUGACAGGGCUCCUGAAAAUCCCUGGAGAUCAGUCAGACAGUUGGGCAGGGAGAGUUGGCCUCAGUGGGUGACACUGGGCUUGCAGGAACUGUCUUGCAGACAUGAGGCUGUGCACAGCCAUGCACACCUUUGCGUGUGGGUGUGUGCGCCUCCACUUUGCUAUACACGCAGACAGCACCCACAUGAGCAUAUGUGCACACAUAUGUGCACUAUUCCUCCUCCGCAAACCAUGGAAGAGCUGUGCAGGAAGAGCACUACUCAGUCCUUCUGCUUGUGGAUCUAGUGUAGGACUUGUUGGUUUAUGAAGGGCUCUAUGCUGAGCCUUCUCAGCAGACAGAGAAGAGGAGGGGAGUUUCUGUCCCUGUCAAGAGCUGACCUGUUGUGGUAAAGCUGGAGCUGUGAGGAAUGGCCCUUUGUUAUAGAUAAAACGCAGGGGAGCAGGUCCUCACUGAAGAGGAUGGUGAGCUGAAAGAGUUGCAUUGCACCUAGCAGAGCCUGAGCAACCAGGGCCCAGGGUUCCUCAGGUUCUGCAGGAGGAGUGCCCACAGCCCCAGGAACUGAGGUCGAGGCAAUGCUGAACUAGGCACGAUGCAGACUGUGCCGGGACUGGGAGACAUUGUUGGGCACAGCUGACAUUACUUCUGGGGACACACUGAAAUGGCACAGCCCUAACCUCUCCUGCCCCACCAAGGGCUGCUCAUUCUGGGGCGUGUUCAGAGCCUGGGGAGGUGAGCCUAGUCUGGGAGCAGUUCUGCACCCCCACAGGCCUCCACCCCACUGAAAACACCUUGGGUCUCCUGUGCAGAUGGGCUCUUUGUGACUGACUACUUCACCCGCACACCACGCAAGCUCAGUCCCUUCCGCUCCUUUGCCAGCAUUGAGCUCUUCCACUUCCAUAUCCCUGAGGACACAGUCAUCGCUGUCUGGAACCUCAUCACUUUCAAGGAGCAGGGCGGCACAUUUGGGGAUCAAUGUCCAGACCGUAGCAUCACCGUGGGCUCUACGAGGAAUGCCAGUAUCUCUUCCAGCCACAGCUCAUUGUGCAGCGCCUGGUGAACAUUGCCGUGCUGUACCCUGGUUUUGUCACCGAGCAGAGCAUGGCUCCCCACAAUCGCUCCUGCCUCUACAAGGACAGAACCUGACUCUGCGGUCCCACAGGGUGUUCGUGCCCAGCUACACAUCACGAGUGCUGGUGGAGGUGCUGCAGUGCCGUGGGUCUGAGGGCUGUCCACUGUGGCUGCGUGUGAGGGCCAAGGCUCCCCCUCUGCACAACUCCACAGCGCUGGACUGCCGGGAGCAUGCUCCCUGCAAGCUGGUGCUGGACCUGCCCUUCUGGCAGCACUGGUACUAUGUGCUGGUGGAGAAACACCCUGGGGUGCCAGGCAGCAUCUCUUUCCAGGUCACCGUGCAGCUCACAGACUGCUCCCGACCCAGCCUGGCCCGGCCACCUUUCCUGCCCUCCAGCGCCUCCAUGAACAUGCCCCAUUCCUUCGGCUCCACGGGUGGGCUGGCACUGGGGGAUAGCCCUCCGCCUGCUGACCCCAAUGGCACGAAACGCUCCGUUCCCAUCCCCACCACCUCUCCUGCUAGCGAGCAGUGCUGGCCGGUCCGCCCCACACUGCGCAAUGAGCUGGACACCUUCUCCGUCCACUUCUACAUCUUCUUCGGGCCCAACGUGUCGGUGCCACCUGACCGCCCUGCUGUCUUCGUCAUCAACCUCCUACCAGUGCUGGACAGUGGUGGGGUGCUCAAUCUGGAGCUGCGACUCAAUGUGAGCUCCCUGUGUGGCGAGAACGUGACAGUGUUUGGGUGUCUGAACCAUGAAGUCCCACUGACGUCCAGUGACAAUGCAUCCGUCACCUGUGAGACGGAGUCCAUGGCAGGCUUUCUGCUCUCUGUCAAUGCAACGGCCAGCCUCAGCCGCCUGCGGAUACCCUACCCCCAGACAGGCAGCUGGUACCUGAGCCUGCGCUCACUCUGUACCACGGAGCAUGGGUUUGAGCCCUGCAGCAAUGUGACGGCUGAGGUGUAUCUGCGUGCCUACCUCUCGCCUUGCAUCAAUGACUGUGGCAUCUAUGGCCAGUGCAAGCUGCUGCGCACCAACAACUACCUGUAUGCUGCCUGCGAGUGCAAAGCUGGCUGGAAUGGCUGGGGCUGCACAGACAACGCCGAGGCUUUCUCCUAUGGCUUCCAGCUCCUCUCCACGCUGCUGCUCUGCCUCAGCAAUGUCAUGUUUGUGCCUCCUGUGGCCAUUGCUGUUCGCAGCCACUACCUCCUGGAAGCUGCCGUCUACAUCUUCACCAUGUUCUUCUCCACUUUUUACCAUGCCUGUGACCAGCCAGGCAUCGUAGUGUUCUGCAUCAUGGAGUACGAUGUGCUGCAGUUCUGUGACUUCCUGGGCUCCCUCAUGUCUGUCUGGGUCACCGUCAUCGCCAUGGCCCGGCUCCAGCCUGUGGUCAAGCAGGUGCUGUACCUGCUGGGGGCUAUGCUGCUGUCCAUGGCUCUGCAGAUGGACCGCCACGGGCUGUGGAACCUGCUGGGACCCAGCCUCUUCGCCUUAGGGAUCAUGGCCAUUGCCUGGACGACUCGCACCAUCCGGCGCCGCCACUGCUACCCACCCACCUGGAAGCGCUGGGCUUUCUACCUGUGCCCGGGAGCACUGAUUGCAGCGGCCGCCGUGCUGCUCUAUGCCUUUGUGGAGACAGAGGAGAAUUACUUCUACAUCCACAGCAUCUGGCACCUGCUCAUCGCUGGCAGUGUCGGUUUCUUGCUGCCACCCCGUGCCAAGCCCAGUGGGCGCCUGGGGCCGCUGCCCCGGCGCAAGGGCUGCGGGUACCAGCUUUGCGUCAACGAACAGGAGGAACUGGGGCUCGUUGACCCGGCUGUGGCCUCCAUCAACAGCAUUUGUACCAGCUGAUGCCAAUGGCAGCCCAGACUCCUUUGGCAUGGACAGCAGCCCUGUGGGGAUUCUCUUUGCUGAACACUUGUCCCCUGGGAGUGCCAGGACUUUUCCAGGUGGGCUCACAGCUGCUCUUGCUGCCCUGUUGUUGCAAUUACAGCCUGGUUGAACUUGUCUCUGGGAGUUGCUGCGGCUCAGUCCUGUGCAGAACUGGGGCCACGCUCCUCUCUUUGCAUGACCAUGGAGGUGCCCAGUUGUAGAGGCAGGAAUGGCAAUGGUCUCUAGCUCGUGCUCAGGGGUCUGUAGGAAGAGCUGCUGCUCUGUGGAGGGCUGCUUUGGGGCUGACACAGCUCUGGCACACAGCAAGGUGGCCAGCAAGAGGUGUGGGACCAGAUUCUGCAGUCUUUUGGCUUGCUGCACGAUAGGCUGCAGAGCUGGGGUCACUGCUGUGGCACUGUGCUCUCACAGGACAUCUGUAAUGCCUGACCCAUGGGCAGUUCUGCUGUGCCAGGGUACCCUGUAAGCUGCUAGGACUGCAGCGAGCCCAUAACCCUGGGGCAGCUAACGCUGGGGAGUGUGCAGUUGUUGGCAGCUGUGCUGAUGCAUGGGACUGAGAGUGCUCUGCCUGCAAAGGCCACAUCCACAGGAACCCACAGCCACACUGAUGUCCCAGCACUACCCAGAGCAUCCCCCCUCCAUGCCCGAACAGAGCAGUGACCUUGCAGCCCUAUUGGUGCCACCAUGAUUAGUUCCUUAUUGUCCUGUCUCUGCAGGGCACUGAGCGUCAGUGAGAGGGGGCAUUGCAUGGACUGUAGCCACCCAUGUGGCUGGGACAACCUUAUCUAAGCCUUUAUUCCUCAUCUUCCCCUGUGGCCAGACUCAUGGGCUCAGCACCCACCUGAGCUGGUGAUGACUGUGGUUUAGUGGUGAACACCCACGCUGUGUGUACAGCUCAAGGACAGGGCAUUUCCACCUUGCUUGUGCAGCGUGGAGCGGCCAAGACUGACCAGAGGGGAGAGGUGAAACCCAGAGCCUCUUCUUACCCCACUGGGCACUGCUCCAACCCCUUGGACUAUUCCCAGCCCUGCAGAUGUCUUUGGAGGUAAGUCCUCAGGCAAAGUUCUGCACCCCAGCGGUCGCAUCCUGUCUCAGCAGAGCCCACUUGCCAGCAGCCCCCCCCCUUCCUGUGCCCUGGAGCCCGUCACAGGGAGAUUUACUGGAUGCUUAACAGGAUUAGCAACUGCAGGCAGGCAGGCAACUCCUUAAUAGGAUUGCAAUCCAAUUAAACCUGCUGCUUGGGGGCUGGGCCCC
This is a messenger RNA of Cuculus canorus (common cuckoo), 6005 nucleotides long. RefSeq names its product transmembrane protein 8B (gene TMEM8B). The transcript is spliced from 11 exons. NCBI's taxonomy places the organism in Eukaryota, Metazoa, Chordata, Aves, Cuculiformes, Cuculidae. Gene Ontology annotation, cellular component: plasma membrane. The record is from RefSeq and is a predicted model, not a curated record. Bases 2805 to 4712 code for a protein of 635 amino acids.